Molecule: messenger RNA, 933 nt
Organism: Aphanomyces astaci
Lineage: Eukaryota; Oomycota; Saprolegniomycetes; Saprolegniales; Verrucalvaceae
Exons: 2
Coding region: 1-933 (310 amino acids)
Source: RefSeq, a predicted model, not a curated record
AUGACUACUACUCGCGCCUCCUCAAUCGCCGCUGCCGCCUCUGCCAGCCCCACGCUUGCGACCACGCCUACCACCCACGAUGUCAACGACGACAUGGAAGAGGGUGCACCUACCCCGAUCGCGGACGAUGUGCCCACGCACGACGCCAACGACACCUUGACGCCGGGCACAGCUCCGACCACGACGCUCGGCGACGACGACGUGACGGGCGCGGCCGCGCACCUCGACGCCAUCGCCCGCUACCUCGAGCAACGCCCCGUCGGCUUUGGCGAUCAGCUCGCACGGCUUGCCCACGACGAUCCGUCAACCUUCAACAGCUUCUGCCAGCAGCGCACGGUCCAGCGCUGGCUGCGGGCAACGUUUGGGGACACACACCCGUUCGAGGUCAUCUACAAGAACGUGUUUGGUAAGGUGUUCACCAACGCGCACCUCUCGGAUUUCAUGAGCAAGGCCAAGCAAGCGGCGGCACUCCCACCGCUUCCGAUCACCACGGACAACCCCAACCCCACGACCCCAUUGGAACGGACGGCCGCAGAGGAGCUCCUCUCGCUCGCGGAGGUCCUCUUGGCGGUGCACGCACCCCUUAUCUACGGCAGCGAUGCCGCCAUCACAUGUCUGGCCGAGGCGCCCGUCACGUCCAUUGCCAUGCACCAAGGCACGCGCGCGCUCUCGUCGGCGACACUCGGGGCACUUCUCUUCACGGAGAACAUCGACGCCACGGAGCUCUACGAACACAUCUGGUUCGAGAUGGAGCGCCUGCUUGAGGCCGCUGGCAACUACACCCGCGUGGACGAGAUGGGGGCUUUCGUGACGGCCAUGGCGGAUGACACCUACCCGCUCUCGCUGCACCGCCAGGUCUUGAUCGCGGAAGGCCACGACAUGCCGACCGAGGGUGACCUCGACGACCUCUGGGUCGAAGCACCGUCGUGCUAA